AUGUUCUCCACCACUGAGCACAGAGUGUCCGCGUAUGAAAAGACCUGUUAUAGCCGGCAACCCUUGUUACACCGCGCCACUUCCCGCAGAAGAAUUGACAUUGUAGAACUUCUGCUUAAUAAAGGAGCCUCAAUAGACCUUGAAUUCCCAGCACUUCGCAUAAUAUCACGACAGCUCGCCAACAGCUUUCAUUCAGUGCUGAAAUAUUUGCGUGAUAGGGGCGCCGAUAUCGACUAUCGAACUCGUGGUUCUAUGCAUUAG
Ustilaginoidea virens is the source of this 261-nucleotide messenger RNA. RefSeq lists its product as uncharacterized. Lineage: Eukaryota; Fungi; Ascomycota; Sordariomycetes; Hypocreales; Clavicipitaceae. Bases 1 to 261 code for a protein of 86 amino acids. The transcript has 3 exons. Gene Ontology annotation, molecular function: protein binding. The record is from RefSeq and is a predicted model, not a curated record.